AUGGCUGAUGAGUUCAACGGCCUCAUUGGCUUUUCAGAGUCUUCUCACAGAGCGAGGCGGCAGGGGAGGGCUGUCAGAGGGUUCUGCCUGCACCCCGGGCUGCCCGAGGACCUGGUCGGCACGCAUCCCCCCGGGGCACACAGCCUGGUCGCCGUGUCCGUAGGUUAUUUCCUUGAAGACUUUGUGGACAUGUUGUGCAAUCAGAAACUUCAGCAGUCCUGGGAGCUGCUUUUCCAUCACUCCGUGGUGAUCGUCUGCUUUGGUAUUGCAGUGGUACUCCAUCAGUACGUUGGGUUUGCCCUCAUUGCCUUGCUGGUGGAGAUUAACUCCAUCUUCCUCCACCUGCGGCAGAUUCUGCUCAUGGCCAACCUGGUGCACACCACCUGCUACCGCCUCAACAGCAUCGUCAACCUGGGCACCUAUGUGGUGUUUCGCAUUGCCACGCUGGCCUGGAUGACACGGUGGCUCUUUCUCAACCGGGAGAACGUGCCCCUGGCAACGUACACUGUGGGCACGGUGGGCAUGGCAAUCAUGACGCCCAUGAACAUCAUCCUCUUCUACCGCCUGCUGCGUAGUGACUUCUUCAAGUCCAGCAAGGAGGUGCAGCAGGACAAGGAGAAAUAGCCCCUUUCUCUGCAGGGUCCAGGGGAUGAGCAGCCCUGAGGCCUAUGGAAGAGGACAGCGAGGAAGAAGAGCAGUGGAGAAUGAGCAUGGAUAUUUCAGUAUCUUGCUUGGAGGAUCCACACUAACCAGAGCACCUGGGCUGCUCCAGUGGCUGCAGAUCCCAGGCCCCGCGCUGUGGAAAAGGCACUUCCAGACCAGGCGCUUGGGGCCCUGCUUCCCCUGCACCUUUGAUGACGUGGUUGGAUGCCUGGGAGCUGCUCAAAGAAGCCUCGACAGGUCUCGCAGCUCCGUAAGGCCACUGCUGAGAUGAAAAGGGAGCGAGGAGAAGACCAUUGUCUCCCUGCUGCUCUUCCAGACAGCCGAAAGCUGCUGUGUGUCUCUGACCCCUUCGGUGCUACACCCUGCAGCAUCCCACAGGCUGGGCACCAGCACUGCCCAAGGGCCAGCCCAGCAUCACAGGGACCUUGCUGCCAGCCCUGUGCUCUCCAUGGCACAUCCCACCAGGCAGGAGAGGCGCCAAAGCUUCACCCUCGAGGCCAAGUCCAGCAAAAGCCAAAUCCUGCACGCAAGUCCUCCCUGAGGAGAUAGUCCCAGGUGGGUGAUGGAGGGAGAGGCUGAGGCCAGCCUGCAGCAGGUGCAGCCUGGGCACCAGAGCCCUGGGCAGUGGGUGCUGUGUCCAUGCGCUCGGGGAUGGGCUGCUGACUCCUCUUGGCACCUGGACAUAUUUUCAGUGUUGCUUCAUUCCCAGGUGCAACAAGUCCCCCUGCACAAGCAUGGGAAGGAGCAAACUGCUGGCCAGGAUGGGGCUACGUGGUGAUCACUUCCCACGGAGGAGGGGUCGUCAGAUGGGCCAGAUUUGGGCAUCUUUUAGGAAUGAAGAGUCCUGCUGCAGAGCCUCCGUAACACUCCUGUGCGGCAGCAAGCGCUCAUACUAACACAAGCUUUUAAUAAACAGUUGCAAAUGAAAUAGCUUGAGGGGAAGGGGCUCAGAGCUGGGCAGGUCCUCACGUUGCCUUUUUCCUCCUGCUUCCCCUGCGCUGCGCUGUUUGCAGUGGCCCAACACCUUGCAGAAAAGCAAAGUCAUCCCACUCAGAGUUACGUGUGCCCAUUUGGAGAAAUCCGCUGGGUCUGUCUGUCACACUCUCUUUGGGGCAGAUCACCCUGAAUGUGCGAUUUCUCCAUUGGUUUGAAACAGCAGGGAGACAGUCUGCAGCUACCGGCAAUGCACUGCUGGGGGUGGGUGGCUUCUGCCUCGAGGAGGAAAAUAAGGGCUCAGACACAUUUCUGUCCAGAAGGAGAAAGACAAGCGACACGUGUGGGUAGUGGGAUGCUGGAAACGACUCGUGGCCAAAGCUGCUUAUGUUUCUAUUUGUGGACAGUGCAAGGAAGCUUGCAGGUGCAGGGUUUGGGUUUGUCACCUCGGGGCCCACGGCGGUUAUCAAGUGCCCGUGUGCCUCACGCACCUCCCAGGCAGGGCUGAGCCGGCAGCCAGCGCUCUCUUUUGGAUUUGGCCCAUUUCUGCGCAGUUUUUCAGGAGCUGCCCUUUUCGCAGCGCAGCUGCUCGGCCUCUGCACCCGUCC
This is a messenger RNA of Struthio camelus australis, 2204 nucleotides long. NCBI's taxonomy places the organism in Eukaryota, Metazoa, Chordata, Aves, Struthioniformes, Struthionidae. The record is from RefSeq and is a predicted model, not a curated record.